AUGGGACCUCAUGUUGUUUCUCAGCAUUUAAUUUCACCAUCUAUGUUGCCGGUACGUGAGGUUUGGGCGGUUAAUUUGGACUCAGAAAUGGCAUAUUUAAGGGAGUUAGUUGAAUGUUAUAACUUUUUGGCAAUGAAUAUUGAGUUCCCUGGUGUAAUAGCAAGACCGAUUGGAUCAUUUCUGUCAGGAUCGGACUAUUACUAUCAGAUGCUUCGGUGCAAUGUAGAUUUGCUUAAGAUUAUCCAGUUGGGUAUUACUUUUAGUGAUUCUUCAGGGAAUUUUCCUCCAGAUGCUUGUACAUGGCAGUUUAAUUUUAAAUUUAGUCUUAACGAUGAUAUGUAUUCUCAGGACUCUAUUGAACUUUUGCAAAAAAAUGGUAUAGAUUUUAAACGGCAUGAAGAAUAUGGAAUAGACGUGAAUUAUUUCGGUGAACUUCUAAUUUCCUCUGGAUUUGUUUUACUUGACUGUGUAAAAUGGAUGUCAUUUCACAGUAGUUAUGAUUUUGGUUAUUUGCUUAAAAUAAUGAUUUGUAAUUGUCUUCCAGUUGAAGAAAAUGAGUUUUAUGAAUUGCUUCAUAUUUUCUUUCCUAAGUUAUAUGAUAUUAAAUAUAUUAUAAAAUUUACAAAUACGCUAGAAGGAGGACUACAGGAUAUUGCCGAUGAUUUACGAAUAUCACGUACGGGUCUUGGUCAUCAAGCGGGAUCGGGAUCAUUUCUGAUUGCACGUGUUUUUUUUGAACUUAAAAUGAACUUUUUAAAAGAUAUUCUGGAUGACGUAAAAUAUACAGGAUAUCUGUAUGGAUUGGAAAAUCCUGGCCAAGAGAAAGGUUUGGAUGCUAUACAAGCGACUUCUAGUUCAGUUACGAACAAUCUUGCUUCGAACUCGCAUAUUAGUAAUAAAGAAGUGUUUUAA
This is a messenger RNA of Pneumocystis murina B123, 912 nucleotides long. RefSeq lists its product as hypothetical. Gene Ontology annotation, cellular component: CCR4-NOT core complex; CCR4-NOT complex; P-body. Bases 1 to 912 code for a protein of 303 amino acids. The transcript is spliced from 6 exons. Gene Ontology annotation, molecular function: poly(A)-specific ribonuclease activity; nucleic acid binding. NCBI's taxonomy places the organism in Eukaryota, Fungi, Ascomycota, Pneumocystomycetes, Pneumocystales, Pneumocystaceae. The record is from RefSeq and is a predicted model, not a curated record.